AAAGGAAAAAAUUCUACGAAAGACUAGGCAGUAUGGUCGAAAGACUAUAGCCUGCGCCAAGGGCGAAAAAAAAAAUUGUCAUUUGUCAAACUUAUUUACAAAAACAUUCUCCAGUCUGCCUGCUUUCUAAAUUCCGUUGAUUGUAUUUUUAAAUAGUAAAUAAUUUUCCAUUAAAGUAGCAAUCAAAAUGAGUUGCUUUGAGAACGUAAAUUUACCUAACUGCGUGUGGUUUGAUGGGGACGACAAACGAAAUACUGUAGCUUCGAUUUUGGCUGGUGUUUUUUACUUUGCGGGCUGGUGGUUCAUCAUAGAUGCAGCGUCAGUAUAUCCAGGUGAUCUCCCCAAUGCCUCUUAUGUAUGCGGUGUUAUGGCAACACUCUCACUUGUCAUGGUUAAUUCUGUCUCCAAUGCUCAGGUCCGUGGUGACACAUACACAGGUGGCUGCAUGGGCCCUCGUCGCGCUCGUAUCUGGCUGUUUAUGGGCUUUGUUGUAGGUUUUUUCUCCCUCAUCUCAUCCUGUGGGAUCUUAUUUGUUAACUAUGCUAAUGCUGGGAGCAAAAAGCACACAUGGGCCGGUGUGAGCUUGUUCAUGCAAAACGCAUUUAUAUUCGCGAGUUCGCUCGUCCUCAAGUUUGGCCGCACUGAAGAUGUUUGGGGAUAAGAUUAUUCAGAUUUAUAAAAUCUGUGGCUACAACCAAUUUAUACUUCAAUUUUUACUUAUAUUCAUAAAUAAGAUGUUUAAAAAUCAUUUAACUUGUUUCAUGCGAUUGCUUUUAUUUUUGUAUGGAUUUCAUUUGUACACCUGGUUGUGUGUAUGUGAGUGUGUUAACUUAAUAAGUCACAAA
Molecule: messenger RNA, 845 nt
Organism: Papilio machaon (common yellow swallowtail)
Lineage: Eukaryota; Metazoa; Arthropoda; Insecta; Lepidoptera; Papilionidae
Product: transmembrane protein 50A
Exons: 4
Coding region: 188-661 (157 amino acids)
Biological process (GO): protein targeting to vacuole; late endosome to vacuole transport via multivesicular body sorting pathway
Source: RefSeq, a predicted model, not a curated record